Messenger RNA from Eucalyptus grandis, 3784 nucleotides. RefSeq names its product kinesin-like protein KIN-14I. The transcript has 18 exons. Gene Ontology annotation, biological process: microtubule-based movement. Bases 390 to 3464 code for a protein of 1024 amino acids. Gene Ontology annotation, molecular function: ATP binding; microtubule binding; microtubule motor activity. The record is from RefSeq and is a predicted model, not a curated record. NCBI's taxonomy places the organism in Eukaryota, Viridiplantae, Streptophyta, Magnoliopsida, Myrtales, Myrtaceae.
GAGAGAGAGAGAGAGAGAGAGAAAGCUGUUGAAAGAGAGGGAAAGCGAAGCGAGAAAAAGCAGAGAGAAACAGAGGGAAAAGUGAGAGAGCGAAGUCCCGAGAAAAUCAACGCGCAUUUUCUCUCCUCCCCGCUCUUUCUCCUUCCCCCCCACCUUUUCCGUCGCGCCCUCCUUUUCCCAAGAUCCCCUGAUCCUCCUCCUCCGAGGACUUUGGAAACUCUCCGAUCGAAAUCCCCUGUUCAAUUAUAUACGCCCCGCCCCCUCCCCUGUUUUCUUUUUCCUUUUGGAAGUUUGGUUCGUCCGUGAAGCUCCGGAGCUCGGUCCUCGAAUUCCCGAGAUAGGAAUUCAUUCGUUCUGCAUUGCCUCCUCGUUUUUUGGACGCGAAAGGGAUGUCGACGGAGCAGGUGGCGGCGACGUUCUCCGUGGAGUCCGUGGUGGAGGACGUCCUUCAGCAGCACCGGACGCGGUUUUGCGACCGCAACCUGGCCUCGCGGAAAGAGGAGGAAGCUUCCUCGAGAAGGUAUGACGCGGCUGGAUGGUUGAGGAAGACUGUCGGCGUGGUUGGUGGCAAAGAUCUGCCCGCUCACCCUUCUGAAGAAGAGUUCAGGCUCGGAUUGCGCAGCGGCAUAAUUCUUUGCAACGUUCUGAACAAAGUGCAACCUGGGGCUAUACCAAAAGUAGUCGAAGCCCCGUCCGACUCUGUUAUCAUUCCCGAUGGAGCAGCACUUUCAGCUUAUCAGUAUUUCGAGAAUGUGAGGAAUUUUCUUGUGGUUGCGGAGGAAUUGGGGCUUCCCACCUUCGAAGCCUCUGACUUAGAGCAGGGGGGAAAAUCGGCUCGGAUUGUGAACUGCGUCCUGGCGCUAAAAGCUUAUAGUGAAUGGAAACAAGGAGGUGGAGUCGGAUCAUGGAAACUUGCGGGAGCUAAACCCGUUACGUCUAGUAAACAAUUCAUGCGGAAGAACUCAGAGUCAUUCAUGAAUGUCUUCUCGAGGACCUCCUCCGCUAGCGACAAGUCUCUAGAUGGCUUUUUUAGUGAACAUGGUGAUAUUUGUCAGGACCUCAAUGUUGCAGGAUCGUCUCGUUCUCUGAGCAUGUUGGUACGACAAGUUCUUUCAGACAAGAAACAAGAAGACAUUCCAAUGGUUGUGGAAUCUUUAUUGAGUAAAGUCAUGGAGGAGUUUGAACGUCGUUUAGCAAGUCAAAAUGAAAUGAUGAAAACUGAAUCAAGAGAUGUGGAAGUAACCUGCUGCGGUAAUUCUCUUUCUACAAGUGGAGCCGAGGACACAAAGAUUGAGGAGCAAACCGCAACACACACUCAAUCCGAGGAACAACACAGUCAAAAGUCGAUUGAUGAUGAGGCAUCAGCCUCAUCAGAAGGUCGACUCUUGAAAAAACAGCAGCAAGUUGAACAGCAACAGAAAGAUAUUCAGGAGCUGAAGCUAACUGUAUGUACAACGAAAGAAGGAAUGCAGUCUUUACAAAUGAAGCAUAUGGAGGAGCUUGCCAAUCUUGGUAAAUACCUACAUAGUCUAGCUCAAGCUGCUUCUAGAUACCAAAAGGUUCUUGAGGAAAAUCGAAGGUUGUAUAAUCAGGUGCAAGACUUGAAAGGAAACAUUAGAGUAUAUUGUCGCGUGAGACCAUUUUUACCUGGGCAAGCAAAUCGUCUAAGCACUGUGGACCGCCUAGAGGAUGGAAAUAUUACAGUGAAUACCUUAUCUAAAUAUGGAAAGGAGGCCAGGAAGUCAUUUACAUUCAACAAAGUAUUUGGUCCUUCAGCAACCCAAGAGGAAGUAUUCUCAGACACUCGGCCCCUCAUUCGGUCUGUCCUUGAUGGUUACAAUGUCUGCAUAUUUGCUUAUGGCCAAACUGGAUCUGGAAAAACAUAUACCAUGACUGGGCCAAAAGAGCUAACAGAGGAAAGCAUGGGUGUAAACUUCAGAGCAUUAAGUGAUCUAUUCUUCCUCUCUGAGCAGAGAAAGAAUACCAUUUUAUAUGAGGUAUCUGUUCAGAUGAUCGAGAUAUAUAAUGAGCAAGUCAGGGAUCUCCUUGUGACUGAUGGUCAGAACAAAAGAGUAGAUAUACGUAACAGCAGUCAAAAUGGAAUAAAUGUACCUGAUGCAAACCUCGUGCCUGUGUCAUCAUCUUCGGAUGUCCUGAACUUGAUGAACCUCGGUAAUUGUAAUCGUGCAACCGGUGCAACUGCCCUCAAUGACCGCAGCAGCCGUUCACAUAGCUGCCUGACUGUUCACGUCCUAGGAAAAGUGCUAGCUUCUGGAACCAUUCUCCGUGGUUGCAUGCAUCUGGUUGACCUGGCGGGAAGCGAAAGAGUGGACAAAUCUGAGGUGACAGGGGACAGACUGAAGGAGGCUCAACACAUUAACAAAUCUCUUUCUGCAUUAGGAGAUGUGAUUUCUGCCCUUGCUCAGAAGAACUCACAUGUUCCUUACAGGAACAGUAAGCUGACACAAUUGCUCCAAGAUUCACUUGGAGGGCAAGCCAAGACACUCAUGUUUGUGCACAUAAGUCCAGAGCCUGAUGCUAUAGGAGAAAGCAUCAGUACACUUAAAUUUGCUGAAAGGGUGUCUACUGUUGAACUUGGUGCAGCUCGAGUUAAUAAAGAUAGUGCAGAUGUGAAAGAGCUAAAAGAGCAGAUAGCUAGCCUUAAAGCUGCUCUUGCAAAGAAGGAGGGAGAUAGAGAGCAGCUUCAUCGUUCCCGGUCCUGCAGUCCAGAAAGAUUUGAAGUACAAUCGACACUUUCUAUGCAACUUAGUUGGGAGGGUCCAGGACAAGUGGCAAUUAGUCAUAGACAACCAAUGGAGGAUGUUGGAAACAUAGAGGUCCAGAACAAAUCCAUAUCCAAGCAGAAAAGACAGAACUCAGAUCUUCAGGAGAUGCUAGCAAACUCACCACCCUGGCCGCCGGUUACCAGUCCCGGACUAAAUGGGAAGGAUGAUGAGAAAGAAUUAGUUUCAGGGGAGUGGGUUGAUAAGGUGAUGGUUAAAAAGCACGAUGGCCUGAGCAGGGAGGAACAUCCGCUGGUUAAUUGGGAGGCCGAAAACGGGGACUUGCCUCGCAUGUUUUUUCAGAGACACCAUUCGGAUCCGUCAUUGCUGUCUCGAAACAGUCUUCCACAGAACAAAAUCAGGAACAACCAAGAUUGCGAUGCGCAGAGGGAUCGAUGCAACGAUAACGACUCCGACGACCUGGAGGCUGCGACGAGCGACUCCUCUGAACCAGAUUUGCUCUGGCAAUACAGCGCUUCUAAAGUUGCCAAGAAUGGCUUGGCGUCAAGGGCCAAGAAACCUCAGCCCAAGUCAGCAAAGAGCCCGGAGACAAGGAGUUUGAUUCCCACGUUAGCUCCUUCGCCGUCGAGGAAACUGCCCCGCGGAACCAGUCCGCCGCCGCACAAAGCUCGGCAGUCCACGACGGUCGACGGGAGACGAAGAAAUGGUUACGCAAAGUAAAAAUGUGCACGUACGUACCAGGAGGGGGGCGGUAUAGGGAAGCGAAGUGUACCUGAGUUUUUGGUUCUUUUCUUCUUCUUUGAUUCUUUGUGUACUAAAUGUAUUACAGGGAGAGAGAGAGAGGAUGUGUUAAUAUAGAAAGCGUCGAUGCUUCGGCGCUGGAGGGUGAUUUGUUUAUGUGGUCACCUCGUCGAUUCCGAUUUGUUCAUACGUUUUUGUCCUCCUUCACCAGGUUUGCUGGCUUUCUUCUUUUGAAAGAAAUGAAAACAGAGGAGGGAAAAAAAAAAAAAAAAAAAAAACAGAGUGGGAGAAUCGAUCAA